Messenger RNA from Babjeviella inositovora NRRL Y-12698, 2744 nucleotides. RefSeq lists its product as uncharacterized. The record is from RefSeq and is a predicted model, not a curated record. Lineage: Eukaryota; Fungi; Ascomycota; Pichiomycetes; Serinales. The transcript has a single exon. The coding region runs from base 37 to 2364 and encodes 775 amino acids.
GAGAAGUCCACGCGCACAACGCUGUCAUCACAUGCCAUGAUAGAGACUCAGUCAUUGAGUUCGCUCAUCCAGAACCUGGUGUACCCUCUUUCUUUCAUUCCCUCAUUCACCCUUCCGUUACGCGGGGGCUUGAAAACGCAGUCGAUAUACGAAAUUCUUGGAGUACCAGGAAACGGUUGGCCCAUCGUGACACGCAACAUUAUUCGAGAGUUUGUCGCCGUUGGGAAGAGGGUCUUAGUGAUCGAAACCAACAAGGAAUGCGGGAUUAAACACACUCAAGAGUUUGCUUCCGUGUCCACAGUCCGAGCCAAUAAGCUUUCCAAGCUUGUUAUGUUGCUACAGAAGCUUACAUCCCUGACUGACACCUUCGACCUCAUUGUCAUCGAUGCAUUCCACGACUUGGUGGAAGCCACAAAAAAUGCCCAGUUUCUCCUCUACCAAGACAUGCUUAAGGACGUGGAGAUGGCAAAGUUGGAGCUAGCCAAGCACAACGAAGCCAGAAUCGCCCAAGGUGGGGAGACAAUCAAGAAUCCAAAUCUCUUUCUCACAAAAGUAGAGAAUCCGGUUAACAAGUUUAACCAGACUACUGUGCUCGAAUUGUUGAAUAUCAUCUCCAAGCUAUGCUUUGAUAAGAACCUGACCUGCCUACUAACUGGGAACCUUAUAGCGGUUAGCGAAAAACUCACAAUUAUAGGCGAGCCGUCAGGAAGGGGGGAUUCCCCGGAUGGCGAAACUGCCACGCUGCAGGGUAGCCAGAGGUCUGGGUUUCAGUAUGUGACACGGCAGUUUCUCAAGCCGCUGGUCUCCAGUCCAUGGUGGUUCCAGUACCUUACGAACCGGUUUGUGGUGUACAGUGAUUGGUCUAUAGUGGACACGAAAAGAGAGGCCGUCUUACAGGUUGAUCUCUACGGAAAGGACUCUGUGCCGAGCCAAAACUCACAAUCCCGAUCACCCAAGGAGCUUACACCUAGUUUUCUUGGAGGAAAUUCAUCGCUGCUUCUCCAGUCCUAUGGGAACUCUCUACCUAGACCAAACUCCAAGUCUGGGCCCGCAGUUGCGAAGAAGCUCUCCAGCAUUGGCCUUCUCAUCAGACGAGAUAAGACCAGGGAUACAUUUUUGACAGAAAUAGGCAGUGCUAUCAAAACGCCGAAUGAGUAUACCCCCCUGGAAGAGAUUAUAACGGCCUUGAAUGGGGGUGAUGCCUUUGAGGAGUUGCUUCAGACCCUGACGCAACUGGAAGUGAUCUUUGGUGAUCCGGAGGUGCUUCCUGAGAUAUCAAGCCUGCAAACUACGGCCUUACUACCAUCCACUGCCGAGGAACUAGAAAUUUCGCACCCAAAUGAAGAAAGCUAUCCAAAUUUCUCUCCCUCGACACCAACUGAAAUGGUGAAUACUCCAAUUCUGGGCCAAGAAUUGGUGGAGGUUACGUACACAAACGUCAAACAGACGGAAAACGUCAACCAUACAUCAUUUUCAGGUCAGAAACGCUCACAAGGGAGGAGACCCACAGGAACGAGAUCUGAAAUAGAUGAGAUUCUGAAACGACAAAAGUUUGGCGUACACAGCGAUUAUGCAAUCCAAGAGUCAAAUAGGGAAGCCCUACCUAUUUAUCCCCUACAGGCUACAUUACACACGGCUAACGUGGUAGAUAAGCCGUCAUACUUGGUGGGGGUCAUGGCCGCCGACCCAGACAUAUCCACAGAUGUAGCUGGUUCUAAAUCUAGUUCCCCUCUUCUGGACAUUUCCUCGAUUGACCUGGAAGAUGAAAUCGAGGAAACAAAGCGGCUAAUGGAAGAAAAAGGAACGGAAAAGGAAGGGGCAAAAACUGCUUCAGCGGCCAAGACUACCCUUUCCAGAAUUCCAGAGAAUGACCUGCCAGUGAAACUUGCCACUAAUGCUGGGGAAGUUUGUAUGGGUAGUGUACAUAGCCAGGACAAUGUGGGUGCACCGGGCCAAAACAUUUCCAACACCGACGCCUAUGCCGAGAGUGCCUAUAUUGAUGCUUGUCACGAUAUGGCCGUAACGGCGGCAGAGCGUGAGAAAACAUGCAGAGAACUCUCAGGAAGCUCACCAGUAGCUGUCAACGUUGAAGAUGAUCUAUACAUUAAUGGCGAGGAAACCACGGCUAUUAAUGCGAUGCCUUUCGAGAUACUGGCUAUUCAGGGUCAGGCCAGAGAGAAAACUCCAGAGUGUUUAGAGGAGAAAGACACCACCGACCUAGGACUCCUGCAGGUAGGCGUAAUUCCCGACAGUCAACCCGCUUCAUGGUUUGGAGAGUAUGACUUUUGCCGUGGGAGUGAUGAUGAAAAUGACGAAAGUGAACUUCUUUUCACUCAGCUUUUGAAAGAGGGCAAGAAAUUAUAGGUAUGGUUUAUUCGAAUACAUUAGAAGAGAUGUAUCCAACUCUGAUUAUACUGCUGGAUUGUGAAUGAUUAGCCCAUUAGUGAAAUUAGAGUAUGGUAGGAGACGGACCGAGCCACGGAACGUCAACCGUUAGGCGCAUGGUUUCUUGCAAACGUUUCGUCCAUUAUCCUUUUGCUCUCCACACCUCCUGAAAGAGUGACCUGAGCUCAGUCGUUUCAUAUUUCAGGUUCCGCCAUGGCACAUCUAAUAAAAUUACAAAUUUUUAGGGUUGGAUUCAAGUUUAAACGCAAUGACUGAUACGGCUUACCUGUCCCGUAACAACAUUAUUUGGACCUGCAAACAGGUGUGAAACUCCUGAAUUCGAGACAAGUUACCCCGGA